GUCCACAUCGCCCGAUUUUCAUUCCAACAACCCUUUUCUUUUAUUCCUUUUACCCAUCAAACUAUAAACAAACCCACGUCCCCUCUUUCUUUCUUCUUGAAUUUCAACUUGAACUUUUAACGGUCCAUUCAUAUAUCUUUGUUGAUUUAAACAAUGGCGGAUGAAGAUAUUCAGCCUCUUGUUUGUGAUAAUGGAACUGGAAUGGUGAAGGCUGGAUUUGCGGGGGACGAUGCCCCGAGAGCCGUUUUCCCCAGCAUUGUCGGGCGCCCACGUCACACUGGAGUUAUGGUGGGCAUGGGACAGAAAGACGCAUACGUCGGGGAUGAGGCCCAGUCGAAAAGAGGUAUCCUUACAUUGAAAUACCCGAUUGAGCACGGUAUUGUGAAUAACUGGGACGAUAUGGAAAAGAUUUGGCAUCACACGUUCUACAACGAGCUUCGUGUUGCUCCAGAAGAACACCCUGUUCUUCUUACCGAAGCACCACUUAAUCCGAAAGCCAAUCGUGAAAAAAUGACUCAGAUUAUGUUUGAGACGUUUAAUGCUCCUGCCAUGUAUGUUGCCAUUCAAGCUGUUCUUUCGCUUUACGCUAGUGGCCGUACGACUGGUAUUGUGCUGGAUUCUGGAGAUGGUGUGAGCCAUACGGUACCCAUUUACGAAGGGUAUGCACUCCCGCAUGCCAUAUUACGUUUGGACCUUGCGGGUCGUGACCUGACCGACGCAUUAAUGAAAAUCCUCACUGAACGAGGUUAUUCGUUCACGACAAGUGCUGAACGAGAAAUCGUGAGAGAUAUGAAAGAGAAACUGGCUUACAUUGCACUUGAUUUCGAACAGGAGCUAGAAACUUCCAAGACUAGCUCCUCAGUCGAAAAAAGCUUCGAGUUACCCGAUGGUCAGGUGAUCACAAUCGGUGCUGAACGGUUCAGAUGUCCCGAAGUUCUUUUCCAGCCAUCGAUGAUCGGAAUGGAAGCCGCGGGUAUUCACGAGACGACUUAUAAUUCUAUAAUGAAAUGUGACGUGGAUAUUAGGAAGGAUUUGUAUGGAAACAUUGUGCUUAGUGGCGGAACUACUAUGUUCCCGGGUAUUGCUGACCGGAUGAGUAAGGAAAUUACCGCGUUAGCCCCGAGCAGCAUGAAGAUUAAAGUCGUCGCGCCACCUGAAAGGAAGUAUAGUGUCUGGAUCGGAGGGUCGAUUUUGGCAUCGCUUAGCACUUUCCAGCAGAUGUGGAUCGCGAAGGCGGAAUAUGAUGAAUCUGGACCGUCGAUUGUGCAUAGGAAAUGUUUUUAAUCGCGGGAAAAGAAGUCGAAAGGAUGAAUGUGUACUAUUCAGGAGACAUUGGUUUCUGGUUAUCUCUAUUCAUUCGGAUAUUCAUUAGGUGAAUGAGCAUGAAUGUUGAUUCCUAGAAUAAUUUCACAAAUCUUUGGAAUGGUUAACUAGUUUUUGGAAAGACAAAACGUGUCGAUGAUCAACGUUAUCGUUGUGUUUUUUGUUUCAAUAAUGUACCAACUCUGUAAGGGAUUUGUUUCUAUGAAUGAAUUACUUGUAACAAUAUCGGUUUACUA
Helianthus annuus (common sunflower) is the source of this 1559-nucleotide messenger RNA. Its product is annotated as actin. The transcript is spliced from 5 exons. Gene Ontology annotation, cellular component: cytoplasm. NCBI's taxonomy places the organism in Eukaryota, Viridiplantae, Streptophyta, Magnoliopsida, Asterales, Asteraceae. The record is from RefSeq and is a predicted model, not a curated record. Bases 154 to 1284 code for a protein of 376 amino acids.